GUCGAAGUACAGUUGUAGCUGGAUGUCUUUCACCACACAUACGACUCGUUCAGGAUUUCUACUUCCUUCGAUUCACUCUGUUCCCCCUUUCUUCACGGAACAACCUAAUCCCACAACACAAUCGCAAAAUAUUUCUCAAUGGACACGGCUUAUUUUGGCUUAUGCUCGCCACCGCCGUCUUUUCGUCCUUCGCCUCGAGGACGCAGAGACGUCUGGCGGAGACUGGGAUGAAGUUCUAAGGAAUGAGAGAAUCAAUCGUCGAGUGCUUCCUUCACACCUUUCCGCUAUCAUGGAAUCCAUGAUAACUAACGGUCAAGCAGUUUACGAACCUCCCAAGCAGACACGCGCUGUGCUAUUGUACUGGCGUCUUCCAGAAGAAUGGGCAGAGGUACUACACUCUUGGGCGACAGAUACAGCUAAUCUGAACACAAUCCUCACAUUCUACGAAAUCACUGACCCCCCCGUUCCUUCUCCACUUUCUGAUAUUCCAAUUACUCUCCUGCGUCGUGUUAUCGCCGUACUUGCAAAAACGGGUCGGGCACAGGUUAUCAGUACAGGGCGUACAGGGUCUGGCGAAGAAAAUGAAGGGGUAAGAUUUUUUUCUGGUGGAAAAUAAACUUGUUAUCAGUGUAUCAGAGCCUGUAAUCACAAGCCAUUUCUUUGAACAUGUAUUUGAAACCUUAACUGUAUGUGCAGAAACAGAUUUAUAGCACUUUUGUUUGGA
Serpula lacrymans var. lacrymans S7.9 is the source of this 724-nucleotide messenger RNA. RefSeq lists its product as uncharacterized. Gene Ontology annotation, cellular component: ESCRT II complex. Bases 23 to 616 code for a protein of 197 amino acids. NCBI's taxonomy places the organism in Eukaryota, Fungi, Basidiomycota, Agaricomycetes, Boletales, Serpulaceae. Gene Ontology annotation, biological process: protein transport to vacuole involved in ubiquitin-dependent protein catabolic process via the multivesicular body sorting pathway. The transcript has 5 exons. The record is from RefSeq and is a predicted model, not a curated record. Gene Ontology annotation, molecular function: structural molecule activity; protein homodimerization activity.